Corylus avellana is the source of this 2106-nucleotide messenger RNA. RefSeq names its product oxidoreductases, acting on NADH or NADPH. Lineage: Eukaryota; Viridiplantae; Streptophyta; Magnoliopsida; Fagales; Betulaceae. The record is from RefSeq and is a predicted model, not a curated record.
ACUUAUUACAUCUUUUUAAUUUCCUUCAUCAUCAAUGGCAGAGCAAAGGCAACCAUUCCGUUUCCGACUCCCUUGGCAAACACUACAAACUACUCCAACUCCAACUCCAGCUCCAACUCCAGCUCCAGCUCCACAGCCUUCGGUCGAAACCCAAAGACCUGCCCAACCUACCGCGACCGUCCCGCUUCAGCGGCCACCGUUUAGGCCACCCGGGAUAGCCCCGGUGCUGCCCCCUCCUUCUUCCCAAGCUCAAGCGCCACAAAAAACCGAACCUCAGCUACCAUCUAUUAAUGCAUCCACCGAAAUAACUCAAGCUGUUGUCCAGCCAGCAGCUUUGACAGCUCCUUCAACGACACAAACCCAAGCUGCCUUGCCAUCGCCAUCUCGCACAGCAACUCAAACCCGAGCAAUGGCUUUUGUGCCUCCGACACCGUCCAGUGCAACGCCUCAAUCCCAAGUUGCCUCUAUGCCCUCAUCAACAUCUCAAACCCAACCAGCACCGCAGACAACCUCUCAGCUGCCUUGGUCUCUGCCGGCAUCUCGUUUGUCCUCUCAGCCGGCUGGCCAAACCACAUCACAACCAUCUUCUCCAGCUCGAAAAGCCAAUCAAUUACAACCAACAGGUACAACGAAAUUGCAACCAACAAUUCAAGAAACCUCUACUCCUACUCCUACUCCUACUCCUACUGAGCCCCGAACAUCAGAGCAAGAACUAAAGCCAGCAGUGUCUCAGCAACUAUCACAAGAACCUCAGUCAAAGGCACAAGUACAGCCAUCUGAAACUGUUUCCAAAUCCCAUACCGAGCCACGAACAUCAGAGCAAGAACCAAAGACAGUAGUGUCUCAGCAACCAUCACAAGAACCUCAAUCGAAGGCACAAGUGUUGCCAUCUGAAACCGUUUCCAAAUCCCAAAACCAUACCCCAAUUGAAAGUUCUUCUCAACCUAAUGGAGCGGCAACACAAGCUACAAAAGUUUCACCAACUUCUAUAGUAGCCACAGAAACAAUUGCUCCACCCCAGAAGUUGGAUUCUAAUGCCAUAAUUGGUGGCGAUGUUAAGCCCCUGCCAGAGAGAAAGGUGGAGGAAGAAAAAACAAGUGGCCUAGCUCAUGAAGAACCAACAAAGCGCACAGUCACAGAACUUCUCACUGCAGCAAAAUCUGCUUCUGUAGCAAAGGCUAAAGACCUCGUCAGUGCAGCAUUUCCGGGUAAACAAAAGCAGAAGGAAGAGAAGGAAGAAGCUUUUGACAGAAAGGAGGCAGUGGUCAUCCAAGAACAGAGGACAAGAAAACAAAUGGACAGUGCAAGGUCAAUACAACCGGCUGUUAUCUUCAACGGAGAACAUCUUCCAGUGCAUGAAGAGGUAAGAAAAGAUAUUUUCAAAUUUGUUCAUAAUCUGUCCACUGGUCAAUCAACGGCUGAAAAUCCAGUUAGUGUCAUAACACUAACUGGUGAAAACAGAGGAGCAUCAAUGCACUUAGGCCCAGAGCCAGCCAAGAAAGAAGGAUCCGUCCACAUUCAUCGGGGUUACAAGCUGAACCCAGAUGAAAGCACUGAAGCCACCACCGAUGGAGAGGAGAGCUCUAAGGCUAAAAAGUCGAAAGAUCCAAUGGCCCAGAAUCCGCCAUCAAGGAUAUAUAUCAAUAGCAAUAUACAGAGUGUCAAUAACUCGAUUUUGUUUAACGGUUCUGUUGCUGAAAGGAAUCCUGGCGUUAGUUUAGUUGUAUCUCACAACCAAGAAGAACCCAUCAAAUCAAAUGGUCAGCCGAAGGCUCUUGAAACACGUAGGGCUGAAUUCAACGUCACCCCAGCCGAGAAGCUUACGUAUGAGCCCGCUGUAAGAAGACGAUGCCUCAGAGGCCUUUUCAUGGAACCGAGUGACUCAGACCCGGAUAAUCCUGAAAAGCCCCGCCGUCAUGGUUGCCGGCAUAACUGUGCUGAGAAGGACAAAGAUAAGGAGAUUGGGAUUCACUGAUCAAGUGAUGACGAAAAAUAUACAUAUAUAUAUACUAUAUGUUUGUUGGAACAAUAAGAUAAAGUAUAUAUAUGUCACGUAUUGAUAAUAAGGAUGCUACAUCAUCUAUUGACGUCACACUUUCUACUAUG